Messenger RNA from Dimorphilus gyrociliatus, 1684 nucleotides. The record is from the annotation of a GenBank genome assembly. Lineage: Eukaryota; Metazoa; Annelida; Polychaeta; Dinophilidae.
UAAAUAUCUAAGCUAAACAGUAAAAGUGUACAUAAUCGUUAAGAAUUCGUUUAUCAUUAUCUUUUAAUAAAGUUGUCCAUUUGUACUGAGCAAACUCUUUCACAAUGUCAUUAGCAGAUGAACUCCUAGCUGAUUUAGAGGAUGCCGGGGAUGAAGCUGUGGCUAUGGAUGAUGAAAUUGAGGACGUUUUGGAGACUGGAGAGAUGGAACAAGACGUUGAUCAAAGAAGUAUAAGAUUUAUUGCAAAGCUGCUUCAUAGUGAUCAAUUUCAUGAGAUGCUUAUGAAAAUCGAAUUUUUUCAAGAAAAAAGUAUACGAAAGCAAAGUAAGUCUUGGAAUUUUUUUCCUCUAAGCCGAUUAGCUUCUUUUCAAAUUUGUAGUUAUUGGACCUGUGGAAUCUGAUCCAGAAUAUCAGCUCAUUGUAGAAGCUAACAAUAUGACCGUGGAAAUUGAUAAUGAAAUAUCAAUAAUUCAUAAAUAUGUCCGUGAUAUCUACCAUAAGCGAUUUCCUGAAUUGGAGAGUCUCGUUCCCAUUGCUUUAGAUUAUGUGAAGACUGUAAAAGAAUUGGGAAACGAAAUUACAGCUAGUAAAUCAUCUGAAGCGCUUAGUCAAUUACUCACCCAAGCGACAAUUAUGGUUGUUUCCGUUACGGCCAGUACUACUCAGGGUGAACCACUUGACGAAGAAGAGCUACAAAGAAUUAUGGAGGGUUGUGACAUGGCUAUAGAUCUUGUAGAACAUAAGGCUAAUAUAUUAGAGUAUGUCGAAUCACGUAUGAUGCUCAUAGCCCCUAACAUGGCUGCUAUAGUAGGAGCUUCCAUUGCUGCUAAAUUAAUGGGUAUGGCAGGAGGUCUAACUGCUCUGUCAAAAAUGCCAGCCUGUAAUGUUUUACUCGUGGGAGCUCAAAGAAAAACUCUCUCUGGAUUUUCCUCUACAGCAAUCAAUCCACAUACUGGUUUUGUUUUCUUCAGUGAUAUUGUUCAACGGUGUCCUCCAGACUUGCAAAAGAAAGCUGCCAAGCUGGUUUCAGCAAAAUGCACACUUGCGGCUCGAGUUGAUUCUUGUCACGAAUCACCUUCUGGAUCAAUUGGAGAAGACUUUAGAAAAGAUAUUGAAGAAAAAUUAGGCAAAGCUCUCGAACCACCACCAGUUAAGCAAGUCAAACCUUUGCCAGCACCAAUAGAUCCAUCCAGGAAAAAGAGAGGAGGACGACGUUAUCGAAAAAGAAAAGAAAGAUUAGGAAUGACUGAAUUACGAAAGGCAACAAAUCGUAUGAACUUCGGAGAAAUAGAGGAAGAUGCUUACCAAGAGGAUCUCGGAUUUAGUCUUGGAUCUGUUGGUCAAAAUAAAACAGGAAGAAUCAGAGGUCCACCAGUAGAUUCAAAAACUAAGGCAAAAAUCUCAAAAACACUUCAGAAUAAAUUGGCAAAACAAGGAACUAUGAGUACAUGGGGAGGUACUUCAACUGUUAAAAAAGCCGUUGGUGGUACAGCAUCCAGCGUAGCGUUUACACCUUUACAAGGACUGGAAAUUGUCAAUCCACAGGCAGCAGAAAAGAGAAUAGAAGAAGUAAAUGCAAAAUAUUUCUCUGUUACAGCAAAUUUCAAAAAAUAGUUAACAAAAUUUGUUUUUGUUGUUUUAUUAUUACAAAAUUAAUAAAGAUAAUAUGGAAAUUGUUUUAUAA